Messenger RNA from Pseudophryne corroboree (corroboree frog), 2138 nucleotides. It is a transcript of the gene C9H3orf49, whose product is annotated as chromosome 9 C3orf49 homolog. The transcript has 5 exons. Bases 1 to 885 code for a protein of 294 amino acids. The record is from RefSeq and is a predicted model, not a curated record. NCBI's taxonomy places the organism in Eukaryota, Metazoa, Chordata, Amphibia, Anura, Myobatrachidae.
AUGGAACGACAGUCAGGGUCAUCGGGUUCCUUGCAGCUAAUCAAGAAAGGAAAUACAGACAAAGCAUUUCAUCUUCACAAAUGUAGCACUGGGCAAGCGAAGAGAAAAGGCAUGAUCAGGUGGCACGGAGCUGUCUCCACUAAUCUAUUGAACCAGAAUGUCCUCGUCUCAAAUAAGGAAAUGUCCAGCGACAGUGACUCUGGAUCUUUGACAACACCGGAUCACAAAAAGAGAAGCCUUGGGCAGAAAAUGAAGGUAUUCCUGGGUAAAGUGAUCCAGUCCAGAGUAAAAGACGCUAAAUCAGCAAAACUCCCCCGUGCUGUGUUUUCCACAAGAGAUUCACCAGUGCUAUCCCAGAAACAGCAUCAGCUUCCUAAAAUAAUUCAGCACCUAACACUACCACGGGAAACAGCCAAGAGAUCAGGGAGGAGGAUGUCGCAAGCUGCAUUUCUCCAACUGGAUGUUAAUGUUGUAGAGGCAGAGACGGAGAAGAUCAUGGCGGACAACCUCAUUGUGCGCUCCAAGAAAACCACGAGGCGUGUAUCUGUCACCUCAUUACCUACCGGGCUGCAGAAGGGUUCAUAUUCAUCUAAAAAGAGGCAUUUUGCACUGAUGAGGAGGAAGAAGAAAGCUGUGGAGAAGGUGAAACACCAGUCGGAGUACACUGUGGGCAGUCUGCAGAUGCAGGUGGAUGAUCUUAUUGAAACGAUUGCAGACAAAUCUAGCAAGCUCUUGGCACAGAGGCACGAGGAGCUCCGUCAGUGCGAGACUCUGGGUGAUGAAAUCCUUCGGUCUUCCAAACAGUUCCAGAGAAUCUCCAAAAAGAACACACAGAAAUACAAGUUUAAAAAUGUUUGCUUUCCCUGUAUCUGCUGCUGUUACUAGUGUUAAAUACUCAGCUGUUGGCUGAAGUCUCGACUCUCAACAUCAACAACUCCACAGUGUAUAUCAGGAUCAAACUCUCGAUCUGUAAAAUGCGAUUAUAAGACAAAAUGUAAAAAGGAAAGUCUCCCAAUUACAGCAGCAGCCCCGGACCUGGAUGCCCACUUGGCGAGUGAAGUGGACUGUCAGCAUACCCCAUUACAGCCUCAUUUGCAUUGCCAUGCCUCUACCCUAUCCACCUGUGAUGCAUCACUCACCCGCACCAUCGGUUCGAUGCGAUGUAUAGCUGGGAUAAGUAGCAAUUCACGUAUACUCACCUCUCCUGGCAAAGUGCUGCUGUGUCCAGGGCUCCAGCGACGCUGUCUCCUCCGGCGGUCCCCUCCUGCAAUGUCCGGAGUCAGCCAGCGGAUCCAUCUGCGCAUGCGCCGCCUGUUGACCUCCCGGGAGGCCGCAGGGACUGCUGGGAGGUCAGGGGGGCGGAUCCAGCGCCAGGUUCGGACAGAGAGCAGGGAAGCGCAGUUACCACACUGCAGUUCAGGUAAAGCCAUCCUGAGAUGGCGAACCUGAACUCCAUGGAGAAGCGGAAAGCUGACCUUUACGUUGCUUCAUGAAUCACUCACCGUACUAAAGUAUGGUGAAGCGAUUCAGGCACGGAGCGGGGGGUGCGGCUGGAGAAGUCAGGGACUUCUCCAUGGUAACUCGCUCUGUGAAUUGCGGUAAGCAGAGAAAAGCCCUGUUUAACGCAAAACAUGGCUUUUCUCUGCUUUAUGAAUAGACCCCGUAAAGUGGAACUAGAAACAGUGUGGGACUGGGGCAUGCAGGGCCCACCGGGGGAAUGCUGUUGUAGGGGCCCAUGCUUAAGGGUGGUGCCAGGCUGCACUGGGGCAUGGCCAGCCACCACAGAGGUUUGGAUAACUAUUACAGAGUACAUGUUCUGUUCCCCUUGGUAAAUAUAUAAUAACAAUAUUCUUGUGAAGUAUAAUGCAUAAUGAAAGUGCACUAGGAUAGAGUCUAGAACCUGAUCCCUAGAGGAGGAGGGCCCACCGGCAGUGGGGCCCACCGGUGGUUUCCCCUGUUCCCCUGUGGGCCAGUCCAACCCUGACUAGAAAUACACUUAACAAAUGAAAGCAACAUCAAUGUAUAUAAACUUUCUUUUAGCUACUCAGGACAGCUAAAACUCAAAAUGUAUUAUAGCAAUGCAAAGCUUACAUUUAUAUGUGUUUGUGUUUGCUAUGAUGGGAUGGAAAAAGUGAUAA